UCCAGAGGACCAGAACACUCCACAUCACACAGCAAAAGACAAAACAACCCCCACCACAAGACACGUGGUGUAGCUCUGCAAUUUGCACCCAACUAUCGCGACAUAUCUUAUUCUUUACCUGUAACAAUACUAACAGAGCAAUUUCAGAGCAGGAUGACGGUUCCAACAACGACGGCGCUUGGGACAGUGAGCAGAGCGGCGGCAACCGCCGCAGCAGGAGGAGGAGGAGGAGGCAGCAAGAAGGUGAUGAUAACAGGAGUGGGGAAGGGUCUAGGGAGAGCAUUAGCCCUAGAAUUAGACAAGAGAGGUCACAUUGUUAUCGGCUGCUCCCGUUCCCAGGACAAUCUCAAUUCUCUCCAGUCUCAAUUCUCCUCCGAUAAGCACCUCCUCCUCGACGCCGACGUGAAAUCAAAUAGCAGUGUUGAAGAGCUUGCGCGUGUUGUUGUUGAGAAGAAAGGCGUUCCUGAUAUCAUAGUGAACAAUGCGGGUACAAUUAACCAAAACAAGAAGAUUUGGGAGGUCAGUGAAGAAGAAUUUGAUAGUGUUAUUGAUACAAAUGUGAAAGGGAUAGCCAAUAUGUUGCGCCAUUUCAUCCCUCUUAUGAUACCAAACAAGCAAGGGAUUAUUGUUAACAUGUCCUCUGGAUGGGGAAGGUCCGGCGCUGCGCUGGUUGCACCUUAUUGUGCAUCUAAAUGGGCUGUGGAGGGUUUAAGUAGAUCAGUGGCGAAGGAGUUGCCAGAAGGAAUGGCAAUUGUUGCUCUUAAUCCUGGUGUGAUACAUACUGACAUGCUCACGUCAUGCUUUGGCACUUCAGCUUCUCUGUACCAGGAUCCUGAUACAUGGGCCCUAAAAGCAGCCACAAUGAUACUCAAUCUAACAGAAGCAGAUAAUGGUGCAUCUCUCACUGUGUGAUACAAGUUCCUAAUCAGCACUCAGGGCACUUGUUUGUUGCAUUGGAUACCCCUGGCCUCUCAAUCAAGGAUAUUUUAUCCCCUCAGUGUUGAAAUUGGCUUGUAGUCGUGUCAUGAGGUCAAUGACAAUAUUAUCCUUUUCUUAUUUCAAUUCUGGCUAAUCAGCCUCCGAAUAUAAACUAAUCACUGACCUGCAACAGUUGGUUACUUUCAUGGAUGGAACGGGAGAGUUUUUCUCAGGACAUCAGAUGUCUACCUAGAACUGACGAGGCAUCGAGAACCGAUGAGAUUUUUUCACGGGCAUGAUACAUAUAUUGGCAUGAGAGUUUGAAUGAAAUCUGUUUAUUCUCUUCAGCAUGUUUUAGCUUUUCUCAAUGCUGAAAGAUUUGUCAAGAAUUUGUUCUUGUCCAGCUAAAGAAAGUAACAGUUUUUUCUUGCACUUGCAUGGAAGUAUUGGUUGCACGAUUCUGAUGUUAGAAUUAAAAAGUGGUCUUCUUGCCAAUCUUGUUCCUGUAUAAAAUCAUUGGUUGCUUGGAAUGUCAACAUUGAAUAAAAUAACUCCCCCUCAGCUAUCUUAGCUGAAAUCUUCUUA
Molecule: messenger RNA, 1503 nt
Organism: Populus trichocarpa (black cottonwood)
Lineage: Eukaryota; Viridiplantae; Streptophyta; Magnoliopsida; Malpighiales; Salicaceae
Product: NADPH-dependent pterin aldehyde reductase
Exons: 5
Coding region: 154-912 (252 amino acids)
Biological process (GO): folic acid-containing compound metabolic process
Cellular component (GO): cytosol
Molecular function (GO): oxidoreductase activity, acting on the CH-OH group of donors, NAD or NADP as acceptor
Source: RefSeq, a predicted model, not a curated record